Messenger RNA from Chenopodium quinoa (quinoa), 1904 nucleotides. Its product is annotated as polypyrimidine tract-binding protein homolog 3-like. Gene Ontology annotation, cellular component: nucleus. The transcript is spliced from 15 exons. NCBI's taxonomy places the organism in Eukaryota, Viridiplantae, Streptophyta, Magnoliopsida, Caryophyllales, Amaranthaceae. Bases 199 to 1530 code for a protein of 443 amino acids. The record is from RefSeq and is a predicted model, not a curated record. Gene Ontology annotation, molecular function: mRNA binding. Gene Ontology annotation, biological process: regulation of RNA splicing; mRNA processing.
ACGUUGGGAGAUAAGACCAUACUCAACAUAAGGAGCACUACAAUCUACCGCACGGCCCAUCCUACACGGGCUACAUCGUAAGCUCUUAAAGUAGUUUAGGGCAAUCUUGUCUUCAAUUUUCUCUCUCUUCUCCGACUUCUCUUUGAUCCUUUCUUUCACUUCUCUGACACCUAGUUUUCUGGUUUUUUCUGUUGAAAAAUGGCUGAACCAUCCAAAGUUAUCCAUGUUCGUAAUGUGGGUCAUGAAAUUUCUGAGAAUGAUUUACUCCAGCUGUUCCAGCCAUUUGGAGUUAUCACAAAACUUGUAAUGUUGCGAGCAAAGAAUCAGGCUCUUGUUCAAAUGCAAGAUGUUCCCUCUGCCGUCAAUGUUUUGCAGUACUACACAAACACACAGCCAACUAUAAGGGGAAGAAAUGUUUAUAUUCAAUUCUCGUCACAUCAAGAAUUAACAACAAUGGAUCAGAACACUCAUGGACGAGGAGAUGAGCCUAACCGAAUUCUGUUAGUUACAAUCCAUCAAGCGGUGUAUCCAAUAACUGUGGACGUUCUGCAUCAAGUUUUUUCUCCUCAUGGAUUUGUGGAGAAGAUUGUUACGUUUCAGAAGACAGCUGGUUUUCAAGCUCUUAUCCAGUAUCAAUCACGCCAUAGUGCGGUUACUGCACGAACUUCACUUCAGGGGCGGAAUAUAUAUGAUGGUUGCUGCCAACUAGAUAUUCAGUAUUCAAAUCUUGAAGAACUGCAAGUCAAUUAUAAUAAUGAGCGGACAAGGGAUUUCACCAAUCCUUCCUUGCCGGCAGAACCGAAAGGCAGAUCUUCUCAGCCUGGCUAUGCAGAUGGUGGUGGUAUGUACCCACUCCCAACAGGUGGAGCUCCGGUUGCAUUUCCACAGAUGGCGAAUCAUGCAGCUAUUGCAGCUGCUUUUGGUGGUGUUUUCCCUCCUGGAAUCACAGGAAUGAAUGACAGGUGCACAAUACUUGUAUCUAGCCUAAAUCCUGAUAGAAUUGACGAGGACAAACUUUUCAAUUUAUUCUCUCUAUAUGGGAACAUAGUGAGAAUUAAACUUCUUCGUAAUAAACCAGAUCAUGCCCUAGUACAGAUGGGUGAUGGCUUCCAAGCUGAAUUGGCUGUUCAUUUUCUGAAGGGGAUUACACUCUUUGGAAAGCGAUUAGAUGUCAACUUUUCCAGGUACCCUCAAAUCACGUCAGGCACCGACACCCACGAAUACCUCAACUCAAACCUUAACCGGUUCAACCGUAAUGCGGCCAAAAAUUACCGCUACUGCUGCUCUCCGACGAAAAUGAUUCACUUGUCCACCAUCCCCCAGGAUAUUACUGAGGAAGAGAUAGUGAGUCAUUUGGAGGAGCAUGGGACUAUUAUUAACACCAAAGUUUUUGAGACUAAUGGCAAGAAGCAAGCCCUUGUUUUGUUUGAGAACGAGGAGCAGGCUACUGAAGCUCUUGUGUGCAAAAAUGCAACCACCCUUGACGGCUGUGUCAUUCGCAUAUCCUUCUCUCAGUCACAAGCCAUAUGAUCAAUUGGUGAUCAUUCGUUUACUAUUAGAACCAUAAACCAUCCGUGCAACCUGACUACUGGUAUGGUGUCGAGUGUGUUGGAAUAUUCUCAUUUUUCUUUUCUAUUUUGUUAUUCACAUACACUUGUUGCUCCUUCUGGGUUAUGGCUCUUCACAAGUUGUGCUCAUAAGGUUGCAGCCUUGAGCAAUGUAUCAUUAUUUCUUUAUAUUCGCUCACCAUGUUUUUCUUGGCUGUAUAUUCGCGAGUCUGCUGCUCUUGUAGUUUUUUUUUUUUAACUCUUUUAUCUAUGUUGUAUGUUAAUGUAUUACUAUGUUCCUUAUAUUUGUAAUACUAGAUUGCUUUUAUGAAUAAUUUUACCCUUUCAUUGGUGCUU